AUGAGCAUCGAGAGCCAUGCUUGCUCCAAGGAAAUCAGCGACAGCGUCCAAGUCACCCUCGAGAAGCGGUUCUCGUUCUGGUCUUUACUGGGCUACCAGCUCUCCGUCAUGGCCUCUUGGUCCAACUACCUCGUCAUAGCCGGCACGUUCGUCUAUAUUGGCGGACCUGUUGCCAUGAUCUAUGGCGCUCUUCUGGUGGGCUUCUUCCAAUUCAUGACCGCCAUGUCCCUCUCUGAGCUGGCUUCAGCCUGGCCGCACGCAGGAGGUUCUCAGUUUUGGAUCACUCAGUUGAUGAGUCCCACCAGCUCUGGUCUCUUCAGCUAUUUGACUGGAUGGAUGAAUAUUCUGGCCUACCUAACAGCUGGCGCUUCGGCAAAUUUCGCUGGCGCGCAGACCGUCACGGCCCUUGUGACUAUCCUCAAUGGGUAUGAGUGGCCCCGUUAUCAGGUCUUUCUUGUUUACUGCGCUAUGUGCCUACUCGACAUACCCAUCAAUGUGUUUCCCAAGUACUAUUCAGCCUUCAACAUAGCCUCACUUGUAUGUCUCAUGGUAUUUUUAGUCAUCACCAUUGCUGUCUGGGCAUCCGAUUUCCAACAUCAAUCGGCCCAGUACGUCUUUACCAAGUUUAUUAACAGCUCGGGAUGGAAAGAUUCUGGUAUGGCCUUCCUGAUAUCGCUUACUCAGACUACAUACGCCGCCACCGGCCUUGAUGCGGUAGUGCAUCUUUCGGAAGAGACCCAUGAUCCAAAAAGAACUAUCCCUCUAGUCCUGACUACCUCGGUUGCUAUUUCGACUCUCAUGUCAUUCGGAUUCGCCAUCUUUCUUGUCUUCAAGAUGGGCGAUUUCUCGGACUUGGUGGACUUGUCUCUGGGACAAGUCUAUCUAGAGCUCUACACCGACUCUAUCGGGUUCGGCGCUGGACUAGCUGUGGCGACAACCAUCAUGACCCUGCUCGCUAUUUUUGUUGCCUCACAGAUCCUGACGGGCUCAUCACGCCUCAUCUGGGCCAUGGCGCGGCAACAGGGAGUCCCCUUUUCUAAUUAUUUUUCUCAUAUAAACCAAGAUUUCAAAGUCCCGAUACGUUCUUUUGUUGCUUCAUUUGUGGUCACUAUACUUCUGGGUCUGCUUUAUCUCGCAGGCGAUUUGGCAUGGAACGCCAUUGCAUCCAGUGUCACGAUCGCAUAUCAGCUAGUAUUUACUACACCUAUCGUGGUUCUACUCUGUCGCGGCCGAGCUAGACUGCCGACGAGAUACUUUGAUGUUGGAAGGGUCCCAUUUAUCGGAUACUCAAUUAAUGUGCUGACUGUGCUGUGGGGAAUCUUUAUCAGUGUGAUUUCCAUCUUUCCAAUUACUCUACCAGUAACUGGGGAUACUAUGAACUAUGCAGUUGUUGUGUUUGGCAUAUGGGGGAUCAUUGUGGGUAUUUACUGGUCUACUCAUGGGCAUCGGAAAUUCAUGUCGACGGUGGUUCUUUGA
Fusarium oxysporum Fo47 is the source of this 1476-nucleotide messenger RNA. Its product is annotated as amino acid/polyamine transporter I. The record is from RefSeq and is a predicted model, not a curated record. The coding region runs from base 1 to 1476 and encodes 491 amino acids. Gene Ontology annotation, biological process: transmembrane transport. The transcript has a single exon. Gene Ontology annotation, cellular component: membrane. Gene Ontology annotation, molecular function: transmembrane transporter activity. NCBI's taxonomy places the organism in Eukaryota, Fungi, Ascomycota, Sordariomycetes, Hypocreales, Nectriaceae.